Molecule: messenger RNA, 1965 nt
Organism: Penicillium verhagenii
Lineage: Eukaryota; Fungi; Ascomycota; Eurotiomycetes; Eurotiales; Aspergillaceae
Exons: 8
Coding region: 1-1965 (654 amino acids)
Biological process (GO): DNA-templated transcription
Cellular component (GO): nucleus
Molecular function (GO): zinc ion binding; DNA binding
Source: RefSeq, a predicted model, not a curated record
AUGUCUGUUAUUCCUCCCGUUGGCACCCCCGUCGGACUUGAGAUCCCCGCCAAAGAUGUGGCUCGCGGAGCUGCAUUCUACAAGGCAGUCUUCAACUGGACCUUUGCUACUUCCACCCUGGGGCUCCCCGCACAUAAGCUCCAAACAUUUGAAGUCCCAGGCGGCGUUCUGCCCAUCGGAGGUGCCAUGCGCCUGGCGGAAGUAAUCCCUACUGGCACGGGUGCCACUAAAUUAUACCUCUAUGUCGAUGAUAUUGUCACUGCCCUUGAGAAGGCGAGCGAGGUUAUCCCCGAAGGCGACAAGGGGCUGUUCCAGUACUUCGAGGAUAGCGAGGGCAACAACUUUGCCAUCUACAGUUACAACAACGACAACGAACCGGAAGAGCGUGCGAAGAGUGCCGGCGACGCAAGCUACGAUGUGAUGCACAGCAACCGCGCAAUGCUCGAAAAUCGUCUACCGACCCAGCAUCACGCUGGGCUUCUGCCUGAGCUCAACCCAUUGUCAGACUCACUUUCCUUGAACGACGACCAUCAUGAUGGCUGGAGCGUCUCCAGCCUGUCAAGCCAUUCCGACUCGAAUCCGCCUCCAUUGAUCAUGGAAAGUACAACGGUCUCCGAGCCAGAUCUAUCCAUAAUGAACUCGAUGUCUGGGGUUGGUCCGGCUCCGUCAGUGGGCAGCUACGGGAAAGAUAUAUGUAGGAUCGAACCGAUAUCAGAUUUCAUGCAGGCAGAAUUAAACCCCAUAAAGAAGACAUCUCGUCAAUGUCUGCAGUACGCGGUAUGGACACUGGCGUCACUCUUGUCCGCGCAAUUCCAACGUCUUCAAGACUCCUUCUACCAGGAAGCAAAACGGGCUUUAGAAAUCUCCUAUCUAUCGGGAGACUCCGAUAAUUCGGUUGACACAGAAGAGAUCCAAGCAUGGAUAUUGAUAGCAACGUAUGAGUCAAUGCGGACUUUCCAUCGCUUUGCGUGGAUGAGCGCCGGACGCGCUUUUCGUCUGGUUCAGUUAAUGCGACUGCAUGAAAUCGACAGUCCCACGAAGCCCCCUGUAGCCCAUGCAGACCUAAUCGAGACAGAGGAAAAGCGUCGGGUGUUUUGGAUGGCCUAUUUCUUGGAUCACUUGUUCAGCAUGCGCAAUAAUUGGCCGAUCACCUUGAACGAGCAUGUGAUCUGCACCCGUCUUCCAGGUCCGGACAUGGAAUUCCAAAAUGGCCAGCCGGUGCUAGGUGCCUUUCUUUCGGAAGCGAUCAUAGACGUUAUGCCGCAAAAAACAUCGCCUUUCAACGAGUGCGUCAUUUUGGCUACCAUAUGCGGGCGCAGCCUGUUUCAGGCUCAGCAAUACAGUGUUCGCGUUGCAUAUGGUGACAUAGCUCCCAAUUGGACUGAUCAGCACCAAUGGCUGGAUAACGUCCUUAACAACCGGCUUCAGAUCCUUUCCCAAUACUAUCCCUCGCCAACCCAAAUUUGCGACCCGAUGCUCUCGUUCGCACACAUCAUGGGACAGGCAAGUGUGAUUCAUCUAUAUAAAGGCAUGGAAUCGAUUGUAUGGGCAGUCGAUGAGGGAGCAUUGGUAUUGGAAUAUCGACGGCGUGCCCUGAGUGCAGCGCAGGAGAUUGUCAAGCAAGCGAAAGGACUGACAAAGUUCUAUAUCUUCAAGUUUGAGCGCCGCGCACAGCGGCGCAACGAAUCAUGCCUUGUGGCUAAGAUGUGGAUGAACCGAUAUAAUUUUUUAUUCCUGGUCCUAGGCUAUACCAUUCAUUAUGGUGUCACGGGUUUGAAUGAUAUGCUUGCUAUAGCCUAUAAUAGUGUUGAAAAUCUCACACAGGCUACAGCACUGCGGUCUGGCUUGCAGCCUGACGCACCAAGUUUAGAUAUUUCCAACAGGUUUGUGGGGCUCACAUUCCUGACAGUUGACCAGUCGGAUAAACUCUCGGCUCGGGAAAACAGUAUCGCGAUUCGCGACUAA